AACAAGCUUGUCAUGUAGAACUAAACACAUUUUUAACAGGUGUAUGUUGGUCAAGUAAAUGCUCUGCUGCAUUUUCAACUAGCAUGUCUGUGUCUGUGUUGCUCCCAUGCCUCGGUUGACAGUCCUCUACCCCAGAAGUCAAGGAGUUAGGGGACAGGGAGAGAGAGGGGGUUGGGACAGGGCCUGUAAAUGGAUGGACGGGGAGGGAGAACCUGCUGAGAGGCGAGAACUGAAGAGCGGUUCAAAGCAAACACAAGCUGUUCGUCAGCCACAACAAACAUCUUGGUCACAGACUCUGAGGACACUUGGACCCUUGAAAGGCUGGUACAGUUUUGCUCUAGUGGGUGUAGUGUGGUCGGUGUGCCAGGUGGAGGCGCCGCUGCACCCCUCUCAGGGUGAUGUGUGCUGGAGGCUCCUGUUGGUGUGUCUGCUGUGGAUGGUUCUGGGAGUUUGCGUCUUGGCCCUGAAGUGCCGCCUGCGGCCAGGACAGAGCCGGGUGGAGCCUCCACUGAGGAUACAGCAGGAAGUUGUGACUGAAAACAGGAAUAGCCAGUAUUCAUGGAUGUCCCAGUUGAGGAGUCACAGCCACGACGUUCCUCUGGCCCUCGCCCUGGCUGACAGCCUGCUGCUGUGUGUGCUUCAGGAGCCCCUGUUGGACCCCAGCGUGCCCCACAUAAAGGCCCUCCUCGCCAGACUGGAGUCAGUGUCUCACACACUUGAGAAGGCUGAUGCUGGGUCAGAGGGGACAUUGGAGGAGACGGACCGAGACUCUCAACUGACAGACAAAGUGAAGCUCAUCCGUAACUUCGUGCAGCAGAGGAUGAGGUCACUGUGUCGGCUCGUCCAGGUGCAGGAGGAUUUUGAAGCCAGUGUUAAGGACAUACUGGAGGGCGUAGAUGGCCUCUGGGCUCAGCUGGAGGAGCUGCACACCGGAGUCACGCUCACCAAAGAGGGGAGCCGGAGCCACAGAGACCUGGCCUCGGCCCAGACAGACGCAGCGGCUUUGUUCGCAGUCUUGGGUCACUACAGGAACAGGCUUCAGUGCUGCCAGACUCGUCUGGAGGACAGCACACAACUGCUGCAGGAGCUAACCUGGAGUCACACUCAUAUAAGCAACAGUGUGAGCAGCAGCAGUGAGUCAGUUUGGCCGGAGCUGUUGCUUCAGUCCAACAUUGAGCAGUUUGACAAGGUGCAGGAGAGUUUCCUCUCCCUGGAACAACAGACCUCAACGUUCCAGGCCCACCUGGAGGGACUUGGAAAGGAGAAUCAGGAAGGACACGCAGGGCCCCUCGGUUAUGCUAACGGGGCCCAUUCAUGCCCAGUGUCCCCACAGAGUUCCCCACAUCUCCACAGUGGACGCACAAGCAGUGUGUCACUGGAGCACCGUAACUCGACCUCUGCAUCCGUAUCUGUGUCCUCAGCAGAUGCAGACUCGGACACAGAAGCAGACGCUCCUCUGUCACUGUGUGAGAGGUCGGCACUGCAGUUAACCUCCACUGUCGGACGCCUGCGUAAAUCUGGAAGGAAGAAGUGACUUUUAUUGGACUUUAGACAUUUUGUAAAUAGAAUACAAGAAGAAUACAAGAGAGAAUAUUUUCAAAUGUUGAUCAUUUGCUGAUUAUUUAUUGCUUCCUGUGAUUGCAUUACUGUGUUUUACUACUAAGCUUUAACUUUUCAUUUCAAGGACUGCAUGGCUGGUUUUUAAAGCUUGCAAGUGCAUCUUUUUAAAUUCAGUGAAACACAAGGGGGCACACUUUCACCAGUUAUUUCAGGCACAAACAGACAGCACAAAUUAUACAUUGUACAGUCAUCUCAGAUCUCUGUCUGCAAUGACAGGCCGUGGCCCUGAUCUUUUCCUUUCAAUCAACUUUAUAGGAGGAAAGGGAUGAACAGGCUCCUAAAACAUAUGGCCCAUAAAUGUGUUUCUUUAAGAUCAGAACAGUCAGUCAACUUGUGUCUGAAGAAUGACAUUUUUAGAGUAAGUUAGAGAGUUAAUUUCACCAACCUCCUUUUUGCACUUGAAAAUUAUAAUGUAAUGUUUUUAUUUAUUUUUUAUUAUUGUACUACUUAUAAAACAUAUCCAAUGUCUGUUACAACUCUUUUAACAAGUGUACAUUUAUCAACGACUGCUUAGUGAAUAUGUUCUUCUAAGGUGCAGGAGGAACAGGUUACAGGUUAAGAAGUCCCAGACUUUUUCUCUUUUUCACAACUAUUUUUCGUUCCGUCUCUCUCUAUCAGACUCUGCGAUGACUUGAGCCCUUCAAAGCAGGGAUUUUAGGUUCAGGGGCGGGGGGGGGGGAGGAAGGUAGAAGGGGGCAGUGGAGGUCAACGCCGGAAGCGUUUCUGUUAUUACUAAAAACUGAGCAGUCCUCUAGACCUUUUUGAAAGACAUGAAUGUCUUUGAUCCAAAUUCAAUUACCCUACAGCUUCAACACUGAUAGCAUGGAAGUCGACAUAGUAUUCUCCACCAGAUUCCCGACUUUUCUUACCAGAGCAAACAGGAUUUCUGAUGAGAAUCAAUUCAUUCAUGGCCGCUGUUAAGUGCUAAUUGUAGGGAGUCAGUACAGUAUGCAUGACGUGGAUGUCACUUGACCAUGGACUUGCCUACCAUCUGCCAGAUCCUGCAUCUGUCUGAUUCACUCACACUGGGUCAGUGAUUGGGAGAGGUGGGGCUGACCCCAAGGGGGAUCUGGGAUGAAAGGAAUGUAAGCUGAACACUGCAGGAUCCGAGCUGUCACAACACCAAAGACACAAACACACCAUGUCUGGAUGGAUGGAGGGAUGUAAAGACUGUGGGAGGAGAGAUGUUGUGUGUUUGGUUAUUUGAAGUUAGUGACAAGAGCUUUGAAUAAAAAAAAAUUAAAAAAAAUGUUAUGA
Dicentrarchus labrax (European seabass) is the source of this 2877-nucleotide messenger RNA. RefSeq lists its product as uncharacterized. Bases 107 to 1534 code for a protein of 475 amino acids. Lineage: Eukaryota; Metazoa; Chordata; Actinopteri; Moronidae. The transcript has 9 exons. The record is from RefSeq and is a predicted model, not a curated record.